Molecule: messenger RNA, 2976 nt
Organism: Podarcis lilfordi (Lilford's wall lizard)
Lineage: Eukaryota; Metazoa; Chordata; Lepidosauria; Squamata; Lacertidae
Source: the annotation of a GenBank genome assembly
AUGUCGUUAUCCCGAUUGGCGACCGAACCGCGUUCCCUUAUAAGGUAAGAGCCUCCCGCGGCGGGGGCGGGGGCGGGCAGGUAGGCGGGGGCGAUGGAGGAGGAGGAGGGGGCGGGGCCAACGGCCUGAGGGGAAAAACCCGAGGCGCUGCGGUGGGUGUGUAACACGAUUUAGGCCGCAGUCCAAUACGCCUGCUUGGUGUGAGUCCCGUUGAACUUCAGUUUAAAGAAAAGCAAACCCACGGGGACAGUUCUCCUUUCAUGGGAUCGGAAGGGAUCCUGAGGAUCAUAUAGUCCAACCCCCUGCAAUGCAGGAAUAAGGCAGCGCCGGUCCCAUACGGGGCUCGAACCUGCGACCUUGGGGUUAUCGGCAUAGCUGUCAACUUUCAGAUUUGAAAAUAAGGGAUCAGCAGCCUUGAAAAUAAGGGAUCAGCAGGCUCAACUGUCCCAGGGAGCCUCGAAAAUAAGGGAUCAGCAGGCUCAACUGUCCCAGGGAACCUCAAAAAUAAGGGAUCAGCAGCCUUGAAAAUACGGGAUCAGCAGCCUCACCCGUCCCGGGGAGCCUAGAAAAUAAGGGAUCAGCAGCCUCACCUGUCCCGAGGACAGUCUAUGGGAUAUCUAACAAUCUGGGAUAGCAGCGGGAAGCAGCGGGCAACGGCGCUGGAAUAAGGGAAUUCCCCGCAAAAAAAGGGAAGGUUGACAGCUAUGGUUAUCGGCAGCCCGCUCCAAACCAACUGGAGCUGUGAGUCACAGAACAGUCCUCAGUCUAGGCCUUGGGGGCCCUUCGCAAUACGGUUUGUAUAAAAUCGUAGAAUUUCGGAGUCGGAAGGAACCCCCAAAGGCCAUCUAGUCCAACCCCCUUCAAUGCAGGAAUCUUUCGACGCGGGGCUCAAACCCACAACCCUGAGAUGAAGGGUCUCGUGCUCUACCUGACUAGGCUACUAUCACGCUGGAAGAGAGAUUUCUGCUCUCAUGCAGCAGAGUUAAGCGCGACUGCGGUUGCUCCAAUCGCAUUAAAAAUGUCAAAUUGGAAGGGACCCCAUCUGGUCCACAUUUUGCUCAGUGUGUGGGGCUUGAGUCUGCAACCCUGAGAUUUAAGAGUCUUACGCUCUGCCAACUAAACUAGUGAAGAAGCAGGCAUGCGGGUUCCAACAAUUAUAUAUGCUUGUAUGAUUCUGAACUCCCCGAAGACUGGCAGAGCCUACAGAAAACACCUUGCUUGCUCUGUUCGGAAAAAUGUUUUGUUUGGCUAUUGUAUGCACUUUACAAGUUACCUGCCGCCAAGCAACUGGGUUUUUGAAAGACUUAACAAUGAUACCAAGGCCAGUGCAGCGUAGCAUAACAAAUCAAGCUGGAAUUGUGUCACAAGCAUAAAGCAAGAACUAUGUGCAGACAUCCCUGCUGUGGUCUAUACAUCAAGUCUCACACAUGCAGCACUAGUUCAGUUUGCCGCCUGUUAUCUGACAAAACGGGUUCUGGGCCACAAGAGUUUAUGCCACAAUUUAUUACUUCAUAAGGUACCCCAAGACUCUUGGUUAUAUGUGGAGUGUAUUGUCAAGUAAUCACUCCACAGUAGUCUCCCAGGACAGACGGAUGCCAACCAUGCAUGUAGAAGACAUACUAGAAAACAUACCCAUUUCACAGAUGGGAUCACUAAGGCAGACUUGGGACAUAUCACUGGCUUGGAUCAUUUUGAGUGCUCUGCAUGUGUUCUGAAUUCUCUACCAUAGAUACUCACUUAUUCACCUUUAGCGAAUAGCUAUAGUACAGGGAAUACAGAACACAUGCAGAGCUUUGAAACUAAUCCAAGCCUAUGGCAGGAACGGCACAAUCUGCAUUAUAUAGUCAAGGUUUUAAACUUUUACCAAAUAUUUUUCGGUUGCACACUUCUCCCAGCCACUACAAACACUUUUUAAAAAAAGAAAUGGGAAGGCAGCGGUACCCCAAGCAGUAGGGCUGAUUAUUUUUCACUCUGAUGGUAAACUUAGUACAAAGUGCCCCCUCCUCUCCUCAGCUUCUUAUAUUUGCCUUAUGCAAGGCAGAUUUGGCUUUGACACAAAGUAUACACUUGGCAGGGAGCUGCUACCAAUCCUGACUGUGGUGCGAGUACCUGUCUGACAUAGAUGUCAGAAAACACAUCCCCUCCCCUCCCAAAGAAUUAUGGGUACCGUAGUUUUGUCAAGAGUUGCUGGGAUUUGUACCUCUGAGGGAUGAACUGCAGUACCCAGAAUUCUUUUGAAUGUGUUUCAAAUUGGCUUUAAAGCUAUAGUGUGUAUGCAACCUUACAGAUAAAAAUGGGUAAUGUGAGAAGAACAUCCAUAUUCUAGCAUUUGUUAAAGUUGUUAUUGUCUAUUACAACAUUGUAACAAAAUAAUAUAAAUACUUUUUUUAAAAUGCAAAUAAUACCUACUGAUACAUGGGCCCCUAUAUUCUCGGACUUCGUUAUUUUAACCCAUGUGCAACUAUACUCAUUCCAUGGGCCUAUUUUAUAGUUUUGUUUUUCAUCUUUUUAUUUUUUAUUCAUUGUUCUUUCUUUUAUUAUAUACAUUGUAAAAUGAAAUUUAAAAAACUCUAUGGAAAAAAGAUACAUGAACCUCAGUUGUAUACUGUGUUUACUUUACUCCCCUUUUUGCUUAUUGUCUCAAAUCACUAAAGAUUUUUUUUUAAAAAAAUAUGAAUGCUAGAAGAAAACAAGUAACCUUGAUGGAUCAAGGUAGAGAUUCAUCCAGCAUGCUCUUUUCAACAGUGAGCCCCAGAAUGUUCCUGGGAAUUUACCUUUUGUAUUUGCGUCAUUAUAUGGCAUAAAGACAAAUUAGCAACAGCAAAAAUGUUUCAAAUAAUGUUUUUUGUUUGCUUACUUUAUAGAUGUAUUCCUUCAGAACAUAAAAAUGGAGUUGGGGAAAGGAAAAUUGCUGAGAACUGGCCUCAAUGCCUUAUACCAGGCCAUACAUCCUGUGCAUGGGAUUGCUUGGACUGA